AUGUGCCCAGUACCGAUGAUGAGCUGUCUCGAAGAGUGGGUUUUCGCAUCGUCCCAGUCUCUCGAGUUGCAUCGUAUCACGGUGGCCUCCCAACUCACACCGAGCUUACACUCACCCCCUCCGUCACGGUGCUUUACCGACUUUUGGGCAAUUAGGCGGAAUUUCUUUCGUCGCUGCGAACCUCCUCCUAUCUCGAUCGUCUCUCACCCAUGUAAAGGACUUUCGAUCUCAAAGCUUUUGCGCGCUGGGUUCGACGUAAACCCAAAAGGAUCAUGUCGACCCAGGAGAACAAGCUUGAACGCAAGUACGGCGGUGCAUAUUGACAACGGCUUUUCCCUUGCCCAAGCCCCCAAAGGUAACAUACAUUCAUGUCUGUGUCCAGGGUAG
Messenger RNA from Colletotrichum higginsianum IMI 349063, 387 nucleotides. RefSeq lists its product as uncharacterized. NCBI's taxonomy places the organism in Eukaryota, Fungi, Ascomycota, Sordariomycetes, Glomerellales, Glomerellaceae. Bases 1 to 387 code for a protein of 128 amino acids. The record is from RefSeq and is a predicted model, not a curated record. The transcript is spliced from 2 exons.